This is a messenger RNA of Aspergillus thermomutatus, 2235 nucleotides long. RefSeq lists its product as uncharacterized. The coding region runs from base 1 to 2235 and encodes 744 amino acids. The record is from RefSeq and is a predicted model, not a curated record. The transcript is spliced from 3 exons. Lineage: Eukaryota; Fungi; Ascomycota; Eurotiomycetes; Eurotiales; Aspergillaceae.
AUGCGCAAUGAUCGAGAUGACCAGCAUAGGGAGAGCUUGGUCGAGACUCCGGCUACAAACUCGGCUACCUCCACGCCUGGUCAGCAUCAUUCAGUAGACGAUGGCUCCGACAAGCCCAAACCGCCGAAACCAUCUGUCCCCCUGCAAUGUUCUGUAUACAUUGUGUUCUUGACUCUGCUGUACGGAGCCGCAGCACUGUACGCUUGGGUCAUCAUCUGCAUCCUCACCUAUCGCCCCAUCGGUGCAAAUAGCUAUGGACCCAGCGAACUUGAUCGCAUUCUCACUGGCCCUCAUCUUGGCACCACCACCGUGCCCGAGUACCUCGACGCAUUAUUCGCCAAGAGCGAGAGGUAUCUCAGGGCGGCGAGAACGGUCCAGUCCUUGGUGUCCGUGCUCACCAUCCCCUUGACUUCCGCCGUGUGCUCCCAGGCAGCCGUGGUGUAUAUCCAGUGGAAACGAGGGGACAAGCGCCCGACCCUCAGGCAAAGCAUGGCCCUGGCGGACAAGGGAUGGACCGACCUUGUGCUUUUGAAAAAUCUCAUCUUCGGGGGUUGGAAUAAGUACAGGUCCUCGCUACUACUCUUUGCUGUGUUUCUGCAUCUCCUAGGCGCCGCCAUAUCUCCGGUACAGCAGCUCUUUCUCUCGUACAAGACGAUCAAGCGCGUUGGGUACCCCGUCAGCCUCACCCAAAUCACAGAUUUCACUGAUCUUUUCCCGGACCCCGGACCUGAUAUUGGCCUGGAUGCAACCAAGCUCAGAGCCACUCUGGCAUUGACAGUCAAUACUGCGGUUCAGCUGAGACUCUGGUCCUCAGCCAAUGGCACAGUCACCCUUGAUGAUAAGAUUUACCAGACUUAUUUGGCGUUGGAGACAAAAUCGCAAAACACCCUCGCCAAUAUAUCCACUAUAACGGAUCCAUUCUGGGCUGAGCUCCCCACUAGUACCAACACUGGUUUACUACGACAGUUUGCUCCUCGCAUCAACUCCACGGCCGUAUGGGAGAACAAUUCCGCCGCCAUACUUCCCGAAGACUGCAACUCGUUGUCUGAUGCCUUCUAUCUUCACUACGAAUACGGACAGGACAAUGGCGCUCCAUUUCAAUACGAUGUUGAGAUAUGUAUGCCGGGAAACAUCGAAGAGUUGUAUUUCAAGAUGAACUUUUCGGGAGACGGGGGCAUGAUGAAUUACCUUCCCAGACCAGGAACAUCCUCGAGGAAGCUGACACUCCACACCACGACCGGCUACUUUGAGCUUCCCAACUACGCAAAUGGCCAAGUACCUGGCCCGUUGAUCGAAGAGAGUCCGUUUGGCAAGAGCUCGCGAAAUCUCACCCCCCGGGAUGUAAACAACCAGACAGCAUGGACGCCGCUGAACGCGACCUUGAAUGUGAUCAAUGCCGGCAACAAAGGUCCCCUUCUCUACAUCGCCAUGGCCCUGUUUGGCGAGGGCUCUUUCGCCGAUGUCCAACACACAGUCUUGGCAGCAUAUGCCAACUCUGGCACCAUCUACGAUGGUUGUAUCGGCAUCAUUCCCUUUAUUCCACUUCUUGACGACCCCAACUCGUCCUUCAAGGCGUCCCCGGGUAACCCGUGUCUAACGGGCAGCGGGCUAACGGGCAGCGCCAGUAAUCGUCAAUACAACGACGACACAAUGCACGCAAUUGUUGCGGGGUACUUCUUCCUUUUCUCCGGGGACCCUACUUACGGGCCAACUUCGGAACGCGUCCAGAACGCCUUUGCCUCGGCGGCGUUUCUCGCCAACGACAUGUUCAUGACGAACAACUACCACCAGCAGAGUAUCGGCAUCUCAUACGAUAUGGGCGCUGAUGUACAAGUCCCGCACAUCUCCCGUGCAGGAAUCAUCUUGGUCUCGGUCUUGUUAGGGCUGGACUUGGCAUGUCUUCUGGCAUUGUCCCUCUAUAGCGCGUGGAUUCCUCGAUGGACCGAGACGCUCGACUCGUUUGCGAUGCUGCGGAUCGGGGCCUCUAUAGCAGAAAAGGUUCCUCUGCUCGCUGCGCGGCAUGUCGAGCGCAUCAAGGUUCUCGACGAGACCCCUGGAUGGGUGGGGAACGUGUCUGAUGGCGAGAUAGGGGAGCUAUGCUUGGGCGGGGAGCGGCCGCUCAGGAAGACGAGGCGGUACCGCGGUUAUGAUACCGACCUUGCGAAGAGGAAACCCUCGGCCUCGGGGCUGGUCAGACGAGAGGGCUAUUCCUUGGCUCCGGGAGACAGUACAUAG